This is a messenger RNA of Pantherophis guttatus, 4318 nucleotides long. It is a transcript of the gene FBXL14, whose product is annotated as F-box and leucine rich repeat protein 14. Gene Ontology annotation, molecular function: protein binding. Gene Ontology annotation, biological process: SCF-dependent proteasomal ubiquitin-dependent protein catabolic process. Lineage: Eukaryota; Metazoa; Chordata; Lepidosauria; Squamata; Colubridae. Gene Ontology annotation, cellular component: SCF ubiquitin ligase complex. The record is from RefSeq and is a predicted model, not a curated record.
AGUGUUCCGGAUCGUACCAUUGCGCAGGCGGCGCAGGGAGGUGUGGUGCAGCCCAACCAGGCCCAGCCCAGCCUUCUCCUCCUCCUUUCCUCCCCCCCCUCCGGCUCGAACGCGGCGCCGGGGCCCGGCAGGCAGCGAGCGAGUCGGAACCUGCCGACCGGAGGAAGAGGGCGAGAGGCGGGUCCCCGAGAACGGCGGCGGCGGCGGCAAGAGUCACAACUCGGAGGCGGGCCGCCCCGGCUGGGAAGACAAAGGAGGGGAAAAGGCGGCAGCAGCAGCAGCAGAGCUCCGAGGACGGAGUCGCCCGCGGGGCUGAGCACGAUGCGGCGUGGGGCCGCCCGAGGCCGGGAUCGAGGCCUGGCGUGGCGCGGCUAGAGGAGGAGGAGGAGGAGCGAGGGCGGCGGCGGCGGCCGAGGCCUGACGGACUUCCCUUCGACCGAGCCCGCGAUGAUGAUGUGAGGGCCGGAGGGCCGGAGGGCGAAGGCGCCGAGGCUGGGUCGAGCGGCGCAAGGACGCCGGGCCCGAGGCGGCGCCGCGCGGCGGAGGCGAUCCGGGCCCGGGCGAUGGAGACGCACGUCUCGUGCCUGUUCCCGGAGCUGCUGGCCAUGAUCUUCGGCUACCUGGAGGUGCGCGACAAGGGCCGGGUGGCGCAGGUGUGCACGGCCUGGCGGGACGCCGCCUACCACCGCUCGGUCUGGCGGGGCGUGGAAGCGAAGCUGCACCUGCGCCGGGCCAACCCGUCUCUUUUCCCCAGCUUGGCGGCUCGGGGCAUCCGCCGGGUGCAGAUCCUGUCGCUGCGGCGGAGCCUGAGCUACGUGAUCCAGGGCAUGGCGGAGAUCGAGAGCCUCAACCUGAGCGGCUGCUACAACCUCACCGACAACGGGCUGGGCCACGCCUUCGUGGCCGAGAUCGGCUCCCUGCGCGCUCUGAACCUCAGCCUCUGCAAGCAGAUCACCGACAGCAGUUUGGGCCGCAUCGCCCAGUACCUCAAAGGCCUGGAGGUGCUGGAGCUGGGCGGCUGCAGCAACAUCACCAACACGGGCCUCUUGCUCAUCGCUUGGGGCCUCCAACGUCUCAAGAGCCUCAACCUGCGAUCCUGCCGCCACCUGUCCGAUGUGGGCAUCGGGCACUUGGCCGGCAUGACCCGGAGCGCAGCCGAAGGUUGCCUGGGGCUGGAACAGCUGACGCUGCAGGACUGCCAGAAGCUCAGCGACCUCUCCCUCAAGCACCUGGCCCGGGGGCUCACUCGCCUGCGGCAACUCAACCUCAGCUUUUGCGGGGGGAUCUCGGAUGCGGGGCUGCUGCACCUGUCACACAUGAGCAGCUUGCGCACGUUGAACCUACGCUCCUGUGACAACAUUAGCGACACAGGUAUCAUGCACCUGGCCAUGGGCAGCUUACGCCUUUCAGGCUUGGACGUCUCCUUUUGUGACAAAGUCGGAGACCAAAGCUUGGCCUACAUUGCACAGGGACUGGAUGGCUUGCGCUCUCUCUCCCUUUGCUCUUGCCACAUCAGCGACGAGGGCAUCAACCGCAUGGUGCGCCAGAUGCAUGGACUGCGCACCCUCAACAUUGGCCAGUGCGUCCGCAUCACUGACAAAGGCCUGGAGCUUAUCGCGGAGCACCUUAGUCAGCUGACGGGCAUUGACCUUUAUGGCUGUACCCGCAUCACUAAAAGAGGCCUGGAGCGCAUCACUCAGUUGCCCUGCCUCAAGGUGCUCAAUCUGGGACUCUGGCAAAUGACUGAGAGUGAAAAAGUAAGGUGAGAGGAGGGGACACCCGGAGAGCCCCAUCCCGCCGGAAGGAUUCACCAACUGACUGCUGCAGUAGAGAAAAGUGGAGGGGGAGGAGGCGGUAAUCCUCCACGAGGGGUUGGGGGAAGGAAGGGAAAGCAUCUUUCAGCCUUCCAUCCUUCCGAGGUUGGUAAACUGAAGAGCCAGAUUGUUGGGGGUAAUAUGCUGACUCUGUAAACUGCUUAGAGAGGGCUGUAAAGCACUGUGAAGUGGUAUAUAAGUCUAAGUGCUAUUGCUAUUGCUAUCUUGGCUACUUGCCUGCCUCUGUGCCCGCACAAUGGAGGUGAGAGAAAGGGGGACCAUACAGGUAGUUCUCAAGUUAGGACCAUAAUGAAGCCUGCCCAUCGUGGUCAUAACUGCAUGAUGGUUAUAAAGUGGAUCUCCUGAUUUGACAAGCUUCUUUGCAGUGUGGGUCAUCCGAAUCUGUUGUUAUUAAGCAACUCAGUAGUCUUCUGUGGGCUCGGGUUUGCCGAAAACUGGAAGCAAAUGCGGGUUUUUCAGCAAAACUCUUGUAAAAUAGGGUCACGUGACUGCGCCCCCUUGCAAAUCCGCCAUAAAUGCGGCCGGUUGCUGAGCUGAGUACCAUCACAUGCCCGCAGGGGGUGGGUGGCAGCCAGAACUUCGAACAUAGGUCUUAAGUAUACCCCAGUUAGUCCAUUGGAACUUCAAACGGUCUCUAAGCAACUGGUCAUAAGUUGAGGACUACCUGUACUUCUUUUCCUAAUUCCUUCCUCUGCAUUAGAGGGAGACAACUGCACUGUACAGCAGCCUUCCGUGUGGGUGGAUACAGUAUCAUUUUUUUUAUUGGAAAUGCAGCUUCUUAAUCGUUUAUGCACUGGGGAUGGACGCAGCCCCUCUACCCCAAUCUGAUUUCACUUACUUCUGCACUAGGGAUAAAAGAAUCCUACCCUAUACCCUUUCUAAUUUCAUGAGAACCUGCCUUUUAUUGGGCAAAUUGUCUCGUCUUUUUCUAGUCCCUUUCGCCUAUGCUUGUCCAUCAACCCCCUCACCGUGCUUUUUGUAGCGUGCCAUCCUUUUCUUAAUAACGUAGGCAACCUGUAGAUAUCAAAUUGACUUGGGCAUUGCCUUAUACCAACUCAAGCCAUUGGCCUUUCUUAGCUCAACAGACUGGCAGAAAAUUUCCUGUCUGAAAAGGACAAGUCUUUCCUGACCCUAAUUGUUCUACCUCUCCUAAACCCUAGAACUCUUGUGUGUUCCCCCAUUCCCCACUUUUCUGCUUUUUUUCCAAUUUGAGAUUAGAAACAUUAAGCCUUUUUUAUUGAGAAGAGAGGCUUUUCUGAAAUGCCAUUAGUUGGAAUGCCAACUAGAGCAUGUGUUCACUUUGCUCAUUGUUGCUUAGAGGGCCACAUUUCCCUCAGAAACUCAUUUUAUGCUGUAUCCAACCCACAUCAUCACCAUCUUUUCUUUGCUGCUGGAACCAUUACAAAAUUGAAUCAUCUUUUUACUUUUUUUUUAGUUUGUUUCUGUGGCUUCCCCUCCCCCCUACUUAUUUCAUCUUUUGGGGAAACAGAUCUUUUUUUAAAAAAAACAAAAAAACAGCCACAAUUUCAUUUUUGGGAGGAUUGGAGGCAGAGUGAUGGAAUUAAUCAUCACCAGAAAUGCAACAGAAUGCCUUCUACAGCCCUGCAACCCUCCCUCCCUCCCUCCCUCCCUCCCGCCCUUUAUACCUUAGCUGUUUUUAUUUGUUCUCUUAUCCUCUUCAUCCAUGGAAUAAGUUUGAAAGACAGCUGAAGUGGCUACCCUUGUGAAUUUUAACUCAAGUCUACUAUUGCUAUAUAAACAUUUGGCUACCUCGGGUUUGGGUGGUUGUUUUUUUCUCCUUCCCUCAACCUUGGAAUGUUUAUGAGAAAGUUGAAACUGAAAUAUGUUGUGCCUAGACUGGUAAGAUUUCCCCUGGGGUUUAUGAUUUUGGAGGGGGGAAUAGGAAGAGGAGAAGGAAAAGUGACUAGGAAAUUUUGUCCCUGUCUGUCACCUAUAAACUUGAUGCCUCUUCCUUUUUUGACUAGUUUUGGAAACCCACCAGUGCGUUUGUGUUCUCACUCUUAUAGCACAAAGACAUGGAAACACGGGGAUGUCCAAAUUAGUAAUUGGGCAAUGAUGAAAGAAAUGUGAAAGUAGGAACUCUUGUUUCUUUAAAUAUAUGCAAACUCAUGCCUUCCCUUCUCAAAUUACUUUAGAUCAAAGUAGGUAGCUUCCAGUAAGGAAGUGCCCAAAGAGGAGCAAGCAGAACAGACUGACUUGAAGUUGACUUUUGCAACUGCAAGUCAACUUCUGUUCUGCCUUUAAAAUAAAAGCCACUUCUUAAUGCUUGUCUUUAAAGGAGGAUCAAGACAACUUUGAAGAAAGCAAAAUUGAUGGGGGAGGAAGGGCCAGUGUAGAUUCUUCCAGUUCUCUUACAGUUCUAGGAAAUGUGAAAUUUGGAUAAGCCCAGAAACUACAGCCCCCAUCAUGGAAUAAAUGUACUGUUUAUGAAUUUGUAUAAAAUUAAAGAUCCUCUUAAAACA